UUGAAGACGUCGAUGUAGACUGUCCUAGGAUGUGCAGAUCAGUCUUUAAAUCAGCAGGGAUGAAAGGGUUUUCACUUUCAAAAUUGAAUCGGGAACUGGACAAACUGGACAAAAUAACGUCACGGGAUAUCCACAGCAUCCUUCCUACCAAGACAGAAGAAGAAGUAGCUCUUUUGGAAGAGCUGACUGAAGAGGAGGACGACGUUGAUGUCGAUGAUAUUUCUGUUGACAGUUGGGUAAAGCGUCUUGCAGAAGGACAUUCAGUCUUUUUUGAAGAGAUGUAUGAUGUAGACGUUGCUGCGCGUGAUCCAAAUGCACAAGAGGCUGUCGACGAAGAUCAGGAUGACGAAGAAGGUGGAGAGGAAGGAGGCGCAAGCCAGAAGAAGAUGAUGGAGGAGUUGAUCAAACAAGUGAAAAUGUUUGGCACUCAGCUAAAGAGAGUUAAGAAGACAAUGGACAAGUUUGAGGAAAGGAUGGUGGUUCCGUUUGAGGCGUUUAUGAAGAAAGCUAUGGAUGAAGGGCAAGGAAGCAGGGAGUGAAGAACUCGGUUAUGUAUUUUGUAAGCUCGGUUAUGUAUUUUGUGGGAAGUUGGACCCAUUAUUUUGUUGUUGUGUGGAUGUUGGAAACCUCUUGACUUAUUAGGUAUGUUGGAUGGAACUUGUUCUUGUUAUCAUGGAUGUUGCAAUCUUGUUAUCAUGGAAGUUCUUA
Molecule: messenger RNA, 708 nt
Organism: Brassica rapa (field mustard)
Lineage: Eukaryota; Viridiplantae; Streptophyta; Magnoliopsida; Brassicales; Brassicaceae
Source: RefSeq, a predicted model, not a curated record